CACUGAAGGAGAAAUGGAAAGUUGCAACUGAGAUGUGUUGGAUGUUGAGUGGUGCUAAAGCCCUUAGAUAAAUUAAUCCGUUCCAGCAGACUUGAUGUCCAUAACAUGGUGAUUUAUCUUCUGCCAGACCAAGUGCAUCAUGCCAUCUUGAACACUGAAGGCUAUUUCUUCAUGUUGCCGUAAAUGCACAAAGCAAAGAUGCCUCAUGCCUUUCAUGUGUUCGCUUGCAGAUGACCUUGACUUAGAGGAAUUCCAGUUAGCUAUUGAAGAGUCCAAACUACAAACCAGCAUACAGUGUACCCCUAUCCCAGGUCCAUUUAAACCAUGUGAUAACCUGUUUGACAGUUGGGUGGUACGGCUUGGCAUGUGGCUCAUCUCUUUGGUCUCACUGAUGGGAAACAGCCUUCUCCUCUUGACUGUCUUUGCAUCCCCCAGCUAUCUCUCCCCAGUUAAGUUCAUCAUCGGCACCAUCAGUGGCGCCAACCUGCUUACGGGCCUGUGUACCGGCACCUUGGCAUUGGUUGAUGCCCGGACAUUUGGAGAGUUCGCCCUGCACGGAGCUCAAUGGGAAAUGGGUGCAGGUUGCCAAACAACAGGCUUUCUUUCAAUUCUAGCCUCAGAGGGCUCCAUACUCUUCCUGACUUUGGCUGCAGUGCAGUGCAGCGUGUCCGUGUCGUGUGCUCGCGCCUACGGAAAGUCGCCCUCCCUGGGAAGCGUGCGAGCUGCCUCAGUGGCGUGCUUGGCACUUUCGUUGGCAGUCGCCGCUUUGCCGCUGAUUGGGGUCGGGGAGUACGGGGCCACUCCACUCUGCACGCCAUCACCCCUGCCGGAUGGCGAACCUUCCACGCUGGGUUUUAUGGUUGCUCUGAUAAUGAUGAACUCCCUGUGUUUCUUGGUGAUCACCGGGACUUACAUCAAACUAUACUGGGACCUGAUGAAGGGUGACUUCGACAGCAUUUGGGAUUGUGCCAUGAUCAAGCAUGUGGCUUGGCUCAUCUUUACCAACUGCCUGCUCUACUGCCCCGUAGCCUUCCUCACCUUCUCCUCCCUUCUGGGACUCUUUCCUGUGAGUGAGGAGGUUGUCAAAUCAGUCGUCCUGAUUCUUCUGCCUCUUCCUGCAAGCAUCAACCCCUUGCUCUACCUCCUCUUCAAUCCACACUUCCGCGAAGAUGCACGUCUCCUUUUUAGCAGAGCUCACCACCAUCAUGACUGCAACCUGGAUUCCUUCAUCUCAGUUGACACAGAGAAAAGCUCAUAUGACUCCACUCAAGCCCUGGUGUCCAUUGCUGCUGAAGCAGAUGCAGUGUUCGAGAGUUCAUCAGCACCAAACCCAGAGACAGUCACCCGGUUUUCCAGCCCACCCUCAGUGCCUCUCAUCCCAUGCCAGAUGCAGAUGAAACCCUCAACAAAGAGGGAGAGCGUUGGAGAGAACCUAGUCAGGUCAACACCAGGACUCCUCGCCAAAGAGCAGGAGCAUUUUAGGAGCAGUGGACUGGAAACUCAUAAUGGCACCUUCUUUUCUGGAGUCUACCACUCCCCACUUCUCUCAGCUCAUUCUUAAGUCUUCUCCUAAACUCUAAAGUUUUCAAGGACUCUAUGAGUGUGAGAAGUCGCGAGCCCACAUAUGAACUGACCCCAAAAUCUUCAGAGCUUACGAACAAUGAAUUUUAAUGUGGGACUAUAUACAACUGUAUUGUCCCAACUGCUACAUGGCAUAUAAAAAAGAAAAAAAGAAAAGCCUACUCACAUUUUGUGACACAAUCUUGUGGGCCAUUCUGUAAUUUAAUCUUAAAUGUUCAAAAACAAAUAUGCAUUUAUUUUUUGUAACUUUUUAACUUGUUUGUGUAAUUAGGCUUAAAGGAAUGUUCCAGGUUCAGUAUCAUCACCAUCCAGGGAAUACUGAGGAUUUUCAUAUAAAAAUAUUUAUUAUUUCCCAUUCAACUCCCUUCAUAAAAACAAGCGAAAAAUUGCAUAAAAUAAUGCACAAACAAUAGAAGUCUAUGGGGCAAAAGUACUGCACCGGCAUAAACAUUUAAAUUCACACUGUAUCUAUAAAACAGUUUUACAUAAUUACAAAUCCAACAACAGAAAUAAUUUUGGUAAUACAUAACCAGAAAUUAAUCUUAUGGAAGCUUAUUUCUGCCACCAAAUAAAAAAUAAAGGUAAUUGUGACUUUUUAUAUCACAAGUCUGACUUUUUUUUUCUCUCAAUAAGCGAGAUAUAAACUCAAAUUGCGUG
Megalobrama amblycephala (Wuchang bream) is the source of this 2238-nucleotide messenger RNA. RefSeq names its product leucine-rich repeat-containing G-protein coupled receptor 6. Gene Ontology annotation, cellular component: membrane. Gene Ontology annotation, biological process: G protein-coupled receptor signaling pathway. Gene Ontology annotation, molecular function: protein-hormone receptor activity; G protein-coupled receptor activity. Bases 206 to 1561 code for a protein of 451 amino acids. The transcript has 2 exons. Lineage: Eukaryota; Metazoa; Chordata; Actinopteri; Cypriniformes; Xenocyprididae. The record is from RefSeq and is a predicted model, not a curated record.